Brassica napus (rape) is the source of this 3792-nucleotide messenger RNA. RefSeq lists its product as uncharacterized. The transcript is spliced from 2 exons. The record is from RefSeq and is a predicted model, not a curated record. The coding region runs from base 1565 to 2689 and encodes 374 amino acids. Lineage: Eukaryota; Viridiplantae; Streptophyta; Magnoliopsida; Brassicales; Brassicaceae.
UUGAUUGAUGUUAAUCCAAUGGCCAAAACUGUUCUUUUUUUGGUUCUUCUCCUCUCUUGUCAUUGGCUGAUUUUCUAACACAAAGAUUGAUAUUCUUAGCCAUUGAUUGAUGUUAAUCUAAUGGCUAGAAAUCAUUCAUUGAAAACAUUCAUUUGUUUUCUCCUCUCUUCCUUCUACGACAGAUCUAUCAUCUCCAUCUUCUCUUUUGUUUCCAAGUCUUCUUCUUCUUCACUCUCCUCUGUCCAAUUCUCUCAUCCCACUGCCUCCCUCCAGACGAAAAUGGGUGCUUUCAAGGUAAAACUCCUCUUAAUCCUUUCUCUGUCAAAUGUCUCAAUUGUUGCUGUAUUAAGUUUGGUCUUAGUCAAAUCUGACCUUAGCUUUUAUCUUUCCUUCACAGUUUUUUUUUGAAUCCGUACCAGGUUGUUAAAAUAGCUAUCCCAACAGAGAGGGAUGUGCAGCCCAAAAGUCACCGGAUAAUGCUCUGGGCUACGAAAAAAGUUUCACCGGAUUAGAAGAGCUGGUGCCUCCACAGACUCUUGAGUAGUUCGAGAAGAUACGGAGAGAAGACAGAGCCGGAAAUGGAUUUCCACCUCUGCAAAGGAGGGAGGGGAAGAAGACGCAACGACGGCGAGAUGGCGGAAGAAAAUUGGAGGAGAGGAAGAUCUGGUGGAGAUGACAACAGCGAGCACGUCCGAGAUGAGGAAGAAGACGCGACGGCGGCUGAGGAAGAAGACGCGGCGGAGCAGCGGCAGUGACAAGGCGGAAGACAGAUGAGCUAUGAGUUUUUGUGUUAAACGGUGAAAAUGGUUAAGAAGACAAAAGGAAAGUUGGAAGCUAAGAGGCAAGAAGCUGAAAGACAAGAGUUUGCACUAAGAGGAAAAGCUUUGCCUUGCGAGCCAACUGGCUCAGGGGCGCAGAAGACUGUUCGACAGCAGACUUUGGCUGCAAGGAAAUCGAAAGAACAGGAGAAGAGAGCAGGGAAAAGUGUAGCAGUUCCCAUCCAUGAGGAAAGUGAAACUGAGAGUGCUAAUGAGCAGGCACCUACGAAGAAAGCCAAGAUGUCCAAAGGCAAAGGGGUUGCGGUUGAUCGAGAUAGGGCGAAAACUCCAUCUGUGGAGGAGCUGUAUGAUCACUUGAAGAAUGAGGUCACUUGGAUUCCAACCAGGUUCGCCGACCUUGAUCUGCUGAAGGAGUUGGGUCUUGAAUCUGACAUUGAAGAGAUGCUAGGAUAUUUGAAGAUGCCAAAACUCCUCACCAUGGCAUAUCCUUUCUACAAGGAUGUCACUUCUCAGUUCUUAUCUUCUCUUGCGGUCACUUACCACGACACCGCGCAUGUGAGGCAAGGAUGGAGCAAAAUCAGUUUCAAGGUCAAUGGACGAGAAUACAACAUGAACUUCAAGGACAUUGGGAGAGUCAUGGGGUUCCAAGACCUAGAAGACCACUCCCUACCCAAGUGUGAGAACCUUCCCACGGAGCUUUGGAAGUUGAUCACUGGAAACAAACACACUACCGGGCUGACAAGAAUUCACACAUCCGACACCCGUCCGUACGUUACCUCCACAGGAUGCUAGUCCAUGCAUUCUACCCACGGAAGCAAGCUGGUACGGUUACUGAGGAAGACAUGCGACUGCUCUGUCUGGCUAUCCGUCCCUACGCCCAACCUGGAGUUUUACCCCUUCCCAGCACCGACAUCUAUACUACCUUCGGGAUGGUCAGUUUCUUUGUGGGUCGUCUCCAGCACUACAGAGACUGGGCGUGGUACACCACUGAUUCGCGCCCAAAGAUGGGGAUAGGUGGAAUGAUCACACCACUGCUCCAAUUUCUCAAUGUUCCCUUGGGAAAGGACGCAGUGGGACCGAAGUUCAUUGAUGGCACCUACUUGAGGAUUGCUACCUAUUUUAGUGGGAUGUAUGGGAAGGACUACGUCUACCACUACUAUUUGCAGGGCAAGCCAGUCGAAGUGGUUCUUCCAAACCGGAACCUGACGAGUUUAGAGAUACCUGGAGCUAUUAGCUUCAACAUACCCCAGGAGUACUUUCUUGGAGAACACGGGCCUCUCGAUCCAGUUAAUGCUGCUCCAUCAAGGAGAAGAAGUGUUCCCACGCGACAUGACUCGCCUGUUGCAGACCCUUCUGAGCAUAUCUACGGACCUCCGCGCUACUACUUCAAGCCACAUGACGGAGUUCUUCCCCCUGGAGCUCUUCGUGAUGCUCAUGACCACAUUAGUCGCCUUCAGAGGUGGAACAAGGCUCAGGACAGAACGAUAGAAAAGCUGAAGGAUAAGUGCAAGGCGCUAAGUAAGACAGUAAAGAAGCAGGCAAAGACCUCAGCCAAAUUCAUGAAGAAAGUAGCUGAUGUCUUAACCAGGGGAGGAAUUGCGGGAUGUAGCUCAGCAGACUUCGCUUUCGCGAACACCUCAAACCCCCAGCCUCCACCUCCGCCUUAUGCUCUUGGCUUCCCCCUCACUGCUGCGCAGCUUCAGCGUAAGAGGAGGAACCCACCCACUCAACCUUCCACUUCCGGUAACAAGUCCCCCUCCCUCGCUUCUUCUGAUAGUGAGGUCGAGAUUGACGAGGUUGAGAGCCAACCAUGGUAUGGAGGCUCCGGUUCAGCAUCCGGUGGUUACUACACCUCCUUCCCACCUGACGACGACGAUGCUGGGGCAUCAGCCCCCACCUACUAUCCAUAGGAGGUACUUCUUUCUCUCCCUUGUAUAUACCAUUCCCUUUUUGCAUAUUAGUUUUCAUUUCGGUAUCUCUCUCUUUACUUGACAACACAGAGACUGUGUAACUCAAGUUUGGGGGAGGUACCAAGCAUUUGAUCAUGUUUGCUUUGAUGUUGUUUCAUGAGUCAUGCAUUGCAUACCUAUUUGCAUAUAAAAAAAAAAAAAACAAAUUCAUUUAGUUUGCAUCAUUUUGCAUUUCUAGGAGAGUCUAGGGCAUAUAGGUUGCAUUCACUUGCACUGGGAGCAAUGAUUUUAAAUGCCUUAUAAAGAACACUACGUUUCACCUGAAAAGCUAUGCACCUCUCGAAAAGACUUGUAUGUUUCGUGCCUUGAAAACUCUUCUUGAAACUUGUUGAUUGCUGAAACCUACUCUUUGAAGCCAACUACAACCCUAUUUGAACUAAACGAACUUAAUGCUUCUUGCUUAGGGUCCCUUGUGUACUGAGUCAUGGCUAUACACACUUGAGUUGUCACAUCUUUUAUGCCAAUCUUUUUUGACAAACUCUAGUGGUAGACCACUCCCAAAAACCUUUCCCUCCUUUUAAGCUUUCAUUGUUUGAUGAGUGAGGCCUUCUUAGGAAAGUCUUAACAUGUGCAUAAUGUUGAGAGUAUCGGGAACGACAAUGCUUGAUCUUCAUUCUUGCUAGAUUAGGCACAUCAUUGUCUAGCCAUAGAUGGGGGUGAGUGUUGUAAAGUUUGAUUUGGGAGUUUGAGAAAAUGGAAGGAAAAGAGUGAACUCUUGUGCUUAAUUGGCUAGUCUUUAUGAGAUAAGUAGAGAAACUUCUAGCUCAGUUUAUGAAAAGUCUUGGCCCCCGAAAAAAAAAAAAAAAAAAAAAAAAAAAAGGGGGCUAGCAAAACUGUUUAGAGCUAAGUUUUGUUUUGAAGUUGAGAAAAAUCCUUAUGAGAUUUCAAAGAAAAGAGUUUUGUCGUGCAAGGUGUUCUUGAGAUCUUUUGGUGAGAGAUGUGAGUUGGGCUUGACAUUUGGGAAAAAUUGUGUAAUUGUAUGUUUGGGAAAAGGGUAUAACAAUGGAGAUUGAGCAUUGUAUGCAUGAGUUGGUCCCUUUCUU